ACGCACGCAUUCUGGGUAAAAUCGUUGCUGCUGCUCAAAAUGGCUGUCGGACGAGAGAUUUCCGUUUCGAGGUCGUGUCCGCAUUCGAUGUCGUGUCUGUUUAGUUCGUUAUAAAGUAUCCAACGCUCGGAUCGUCGAAUCGACGCGAAAAAAAUCGCAGGAUGAUUUUCUCUGAAUAAAUUCGCCUCUUAUCGCGACAUUUUACAUCGCGAAAGUUUUUUACAAAAGAUAUUUUUUACGCUUUAAUAAUUGCUUUUCCGGUCCGCGCACGCACGCACGCAUAGCCGAAGGAUCGUACGACGCAUGCGCCGCUUCAUCCUUCUCUCUCCCUCCCAGCUGAUCCGUUGCCGCCGCGUCCAAUAGCCUUUAUCGUCUUAACGCUGCGGCGACGGAAUUCGCUGACGAGGGGUAGGAUCUGGUGACGAGAUGGCGCGCGCGUUGCAUGUCGGGACGAUGGUCGUGGAGAUGGGGGGAGGGGAGAGUGAGAAGAAGCGACUCGAGUUCACAAAAUGGCGGUCUAGCUCGCAAGUCCGUGACCAUACAGUACACGAUACUCGAAUAGUUUGCCGUAAUGUCGAACCGCCGACAUCAAUAACGAUCUGUUAUCGCGGACACGUGUACGCGUGACGGUGAUACUACUGGAUUUGGCGCGAUUUGUAUGCGGAUCGUUAAGAAUACGACGGUUGUCGGUGCGACGCGUAGACGGGACCAUGCAGAAAACAUUAGAAUCCGAAUCUGGUAAGGAAUCCGGAUCCGAUUCGGAGAAUGAUAGCAAAAGCGAUAGCUCCUCUUCCGGAAGCAAUAGUGGCUCAGGAUCAGGAUCUGACAGUGACUCUAGUUCCUCGAGCGGUUCCGGUUCCGGAUCAGGUUCUGAUUCAGGAAAGUCAGAGAAGUCGGAUGCACCUGCUGCACAAAGUGAUAGCUUCCAGAGCAAAAGCUCGAAUCACAGCACAGAAACAAAGCUUAGAGUUAAACAUGAGUCCAGCCGUGAGUGGGACGAGAAUCCUGACAUAUACGGCAUUAGGAGAUCCGGGCGUUCCAGGAAGGAACCCGACAGGCUCGCGACGAAUCGCGAUAGCGACAGCGAUGGUCGCAAGAAGUUUAAGAAGAAAGGUUCACACAAUUCCUGGAAUUCAGAAAGUUCAGAUUCCGAAUCUGACGAAAUUGAAAAUCGGAGGCCGCCUCCUAGCAAGUCCCUGAACAGACGCGCGGCGCAAAAAGCGAAAGAGAAAGCCAGGGUACGAAAAAAGCGGAUCUCUGAAUCUUCUGAAAAUUCUUCCUUUGAUAGUGAUGACAAUAGAAGGCAAGUCACUAGACGGACUGGUACAGCAGUUAGUUAUAAAGAAGAAAGUGAAGAAGGUACUGAUAGUGAAGAUUUGGUUGAAGUUGAUGAAUCGAAUGCUGCAUCAGCCGAACCUGAUAAUGCGGAAACUAUUGAACAAAUUUUGGGACAGAGAGUGGGCAAGAAAGGAGUUACUGGCAACGUGACGACAAUCUAUGCUGUCGAAGAAAAUGGCGAUCCCAAUCCAGAGGAUCUAAGUAAUGUAGAAACUGAAGUACAAUAUUGGAUAAAAUGGAAAGGCUGGUCUCACAUACACAAUACGUGGGAAUCGGAGGAAUCCUUAAAAGCACAAAAGGUAAAAGGCUUGAAAAAAUUAGACAAUUUUAUUAAACGUGAACGCAGAAUGGAACAGAUGAGAGAAUACGCGGAACCAGAGGAAUUGGAAUACUUUGAAUGUCAAUUGGAACUCAAGCAUGAUCUUCUGAAAAGUUACAAUAAUGUCGAGAGGAUUAUUGCUGAAUAUAAGAAACCAGAUUCGGAACAUCCUGAUUAUUUCUGUAAAUGGGACAAUCUACCAUAUGCUGACGCUACAUGGGAAGAUGGAGCUUUGAUAGUGAAAAAAUGGCCAGAGAAGAUAAAGGAAUUUCGCGACAGGGAGGAUUCCAAAAGAACACCAAGCAAACAUUGUAAAGUUCUUAAAUCUAGACCUAAAUUUUAUCAAUUGAACGAACAGCCAUCUUAUAUGGGCAAGGAAAAAGAUUUGGUAUUAAGGGAUUAUCAAAUGGAUGGAGUUAACUGGAUGAUUCACUCCUGGUGCAAGGAAAACAGUGUUAUAUUAGCCGAUGAGAUGGGUCUCGGCAAAACAAUCCAAACAAUAUGCUUCCUUUAUUAUCUUUUUCACACUCAACAACUUCACGGGCCAUUUUUACUAGUAGUUCCUCUGUCAACGAUGACUUCCUGGCAAAGAGAGAUGACUCAAUGGGCACCUGAUUUGAAUUUCGUCGUUUAUUUGGGUGAUGUCAAUUCGCGUAAUGUUAUUAGAGAAUAUGAAUGGUGCUAUCGAGGAUCGAAGAGACUAAAAUUCAAUGUCAUACUUACGACGUACGAGAUAGUACUUAAAGACAAAGCACUGUUGGGUGCCUUAAAUUGGGCAGUGCUGCUAGUGGAUGAAGCUCAUCGAUUGAAAAACGACGAUUCUCUUCUAUACAAAGCACUUAGCGAGUUUCACACCAAUCAUCGUUUGUUGAUCACUGGUACUCCGUUACAGAAUAGCUUGAAAGAGUUAUGGGCUCUAUUACACUUCAUUAUGCCUACCAAAUUUGUCACAUGGGAAGAAUUUGAGAAACAACAUGACAAUGCUGCGCAAAAAGGAUACUCCAAACUACACAAACAAUUGGAGCCAUUUAUUCUGCGUCGAGUUAAGAAGGAUGUUGAAAAAUCUCUGCCUGCUAAAGUUGAACAAAUUUUACGGGUAGAGAUGACGUCUCUGCAGAGACAAUAUUAUAAAUGGAUAUUGACUAAAAAUUACGAAGCAUUAAGAAAAGGCAUGAAAGGAUCCAGUUCGACAUUUUUGAAUAUCGUGAUUGAAUUAAAAAAAUGUUGCAAUCAUGCUUUCCUUACAAAACCGAUCGAAGCCGAAAGGGAGAAAAGCAGCAAUGAGGAUUAUUUGCAAACACUUAUCCGUGGUUCUGGGAAACUAGUACUUUUAGAUAAAUUAUUAGUGAGAUUGCGUGAUACGGGACACAGAGUAUUAAUCUUCAGCCAAAUGGUCAAGAUGUUAGACAUUCUCAGUGAAUAUCUGCAAAAGAGGCAUUUCCCAUUCCAAAGAUUAGACGGCAGUAUAAAAGGGGAACUGAGAAAACAGGCAUUAGAUCACUUUAAUGCUGAAGGAUCGCAAGAUUUUUGUUUCCUGUUGUCGACGCGAGCUGGCGGUCUCGGUAUUAAUCUUGCCACCGCGGAUACUGUGAUAAUUUUCGAUUCCGAUUGGAAUCCGCAAAACGAUUUGCAGGCCCAGGCUAGAGCACAUCGAAUAGGACAAAAGAAUAAGGUCAAUAUUUAUCGACUGGUUACCAAAAAAUCGGUCGAGGAAGAAAUUGUGGAACGUGCGAAGCAGAAAAUGGUCUUGGACCAUUUAGUGAUACAGCGAAUGGAUACAACCGGACGGACAGUAUUGGAUAAGAAGAACGCAGGGACCAAUAACAAUCCAUUUACCAAAGAAGAUUUAACUGCUAUUUUGAAAUUCGGCGCGGAGGAUCUGUUUAAAGAUGAAGAAGACGGAGAUGAGGAACCAUCUUGCGAUAUCGAUGAAAUACUAAGAAGAGCCGAAACAAGAGACGAAGCUCCAACGACGGUUGGCGAUGAAUUGUUAUCCGCUUUUAAAGUUGCCAGUUUUAAACCUACUUUUGAGGAGGAUUUGGAACCUAUUAAUCAGCCGAAUGAUAACGAUGAUGAAAGUAAAGACUGGGCUGAAAUCAUUCCGGAAAACUUUCGAAAAAAAGUAGAAGAAGAGGAGAAGUCGAAGGAAAUGGAGGAUCUUUAUUUGCCACCGAGAAGUCGAAAAACACUUCAACAAAUCAAUCAGGGCGAAGGAAGAGGCAGAAAACGCAAAAAAGUACAGGAUGAUAGCGAAGAGGGCGAGGAGUCGGGUAGCGAGGCAGAAGGUAGUGAUGAUGAAAGACCCAAGAAAAGAGGUAGACCGAGAGUUUUGCCGCGCGAGUACAUUAAGAGUUUCACGGAUGUUGAGAUACGAAGAUUCGUCAAAAGUUAUAAGAAGUUUCCGGCACCUUUGAAGCGAUUGGAUGAUAUCGCGACUGAUGCUGAUUUACAAGAGAAACCAAUGUCGGAAUUGCGCUUCUUGGGCGAACAAUUGAAAUCUAGAUGCGACAUGUGCUUAAUAGAGUUCGAGAACACGGCGAAGGAAAAUAAAACUGGCGAAGAAGAAGGCAAGGGGCCCGGCCGUAAGAGAGGACGGGGACCUACUUUCAAGAUAGGCGGUGUUAUGGUGAACGCGAAGUCAUUCUCGGCCGCGGUUAAAGAACUCGAACCUUUGGAACAAGCUUUGCCAUCCGAUCCUGAGCAACGCGCCAAUUGGCAUCUCGACAUUAAAUCGAAACCAGCAAACUUUGAUUGCGAAUGGACUUCCGAGGAUGAUUCAAGAUUAUUAAGGGGUAUAUAUCAACACGGUAUGGGUUCGUGGGAAGCGAUAAAAAUGGACGCUAGUUUGGAACUGGGGGAUAAGAUUUUUCCUAAUGGCAGUAAAGUGCAACUUAAACGUGUGAACGCACGUGCGGAAUAUCUUCUGAAGAUUUUGAAGAAACAAAUUGAUCUUAAGUUAGGAGUGACACGAAUGAGAAAACCAAGGAAGCCCAAGGAGAUGAAAACAGCAAUCACUAAAGAAAUUGUAGAAGAUAAUGAUACUUCUGGUGAUGAAACUAAGAAAUCAAAAUCCAAAAAUGAUAAAUCUGGAGUUAAGAAAGAAGAAGAUAUUGUUGCAAAGAAAGAGGUCAAGGAUGAAAUUGAUGAUUUAUCUGACGACAAGAAAAAGGAUAAGAAAAUUAAAAAGGAGAAGAAAGAGAACAAAAAAGCGAAGAAAAAUAAACAAGCUGCAGGUCCUAUGCAUUUUACUGCGAAUAACGAACCGAGGGCUGUUGAUGUAAUUGGCGAAUUGGAUCCUCCGAUAUUUGAUGAGUGUAAAGAAAAGAUGAGGCCGGUGAAGAAAGCAUUAAAGGCUCUAGAUACGCCAGAUAUGUCUCUAAGCGAGGAGGAGCGAGUUGCUCGUGCGCGUCGAUGCCUCUAUCAAAUUGGAAACCAUAUCAAUACAUGUCUUACGGAGUAUAGAAACCCUGAACAAAUCAGCGAGUGGAAAAGUAAUCUUUGGUAUUUUGCUUCAAAGUUCACAAACUUUAAAGCGAAGAAGCUUUAUAGAAUGUAUAAGAACUUGGUGAAGCAAGGUGGCGAUAGCAAUGGCGGUACUACCUCGAGUCCUGAUAAAAAAGAGGAUGUCUCCAAUACUACGAAGAAACAUAAUGAAAGGUCGUCUCACGAUAAACAACAGGCAGACAGCGGUAGCGCUAACAAGGACAGCAGAAUAACGAAACGUAAAAUUGAUGAUACCGAGGAGAACUCAAAUAGCAGUAUACAAAGUAAGAAACAGAAUAUUUCUGCUGUCAGUAGCAGUAUCACCAGCACAUCCACAGUUACUAUUGGUGCUAUUACGAUUACUCCUAUAACAUCAACACCAAAUUCCACAUCAAGUACCACUAACAGUGCAGAAACAUCACGACAUAAAGAGCAAAAAGAGUCGAAGCAUAAAGAUAUGAAAAGGGAUAGGGAGCGUGACAGAGAUAGAGACAGAGGACACAAUGACAGGGGUAUGGAUAGGAUAAGCGGAGGAAAGGACGACAGAAUCAGGAGAGAUAGUGGAGGAUACAAUAUGGGGCAUUAUAGUGGCAGCAGGGAGGACGAUCAUUGGUUAUCCAGAGAUGGAAGAGACAUGAGAGACGGCAGGUACGGAUUCGGAGAUCACAAACGCGACCGCUUCGAUAUGUAUGGCCGAAUGUCCGGCGGUUAUCACAGAGACAGGGACAGGGAUCGAGAUCGUGGUAUGCACAUGAAUGAGAAGAGGAGUGAUUAUUACCGAUAUUCCUCGGGACCGCCGAAUUAUGGAUACAAUCCGGGUAGUUAUGGUGGUAGCAGCGGCAGCGGUGGUUAUCCUCCAACGGAUAUCGCACCGGGUCAUUUUAGAGGUCGCGGGUAUCUAGGAGAUAGUUAUUCCGGUGAUUGGCGGUCGAACAAGGAUUAUAGGCGAGAUUACGAUAGAAGGCCACCACCACCAAAUGCCAACUCCUAGUGCUUCUUUUCUCUUCGGUUGUGACACAGUAGCGGUACCGUUUUAUGUAUGAUUUUGAAUGAAAGCUGGUUAUAUGCGUCUCUACGUGUAAGAAAUGGUGAUAAACGCGCGGUGUGUGCACGGUGUUUCUAUGACAUGAACCAUAUAUAUGUAUAUAUAUUGAAAAUCUUGAUGCUGUAGCGCAUUGGUUGCUAUAGAAUAUUCUAGAAUACUAAACGGAACGUAUUCUAAACGCUCCGAAGCAUUGAUGGCGUCAAUUGGAUCGUAUUUCUGCCGGAGUAUUUUUUGUUAUGUAUAAUAAAUAAACUGCUUCCGCGCUCUGCGCAUAUAUUUUGCAUUUUCGAUAUUUUAAUUAUGUACAUAAAUAUGUACGUAAAAUUCAGUUUAGGUAUAUAUAGCUCGCGCACAUGAUCGCGAGGAUUCAAAUCCCAUAAUAAAUCAUUUCACCUAUCGUCAUCAUUAUGAAUUCUGAUUCUAUUCUGAUAUUAUCAAACAUUUAACUGUUAACAAAUAUAAAUGGACAUGGUGUAACGCACACACACAAUAUCUAUGAAAUUGUACAAAUUGUUUUAUUAAUCACCAUCAUAAAUUUUCUAAAAAAAAGAUUGAAUAUGUAUUAAAUGAAUAUGUAUUCCAAAAAAAUACAAUUGUACGAAACUGUUCGAUUCGAUGAAGCAAUAUAUGUCAAUCUAUUUUGCAUGAUAACGAAAUAUCGGCAGCAGGGGGACUAUUCGUACAUUUAUUUAGUAUUCACCGAAAUUAAUCUAUAUAUAAAUCAAAACAGAAAUACAAUUCAGGUCGCACUUUUUUUCCAUAGUCUUGUGACAUUUAUGAUUUAAGAAGAACAAUAGAAAUAGACAAGAAUAUUAUUUUUGCAUUCGUUAUUUUAUGAUACAACAGUUUUUCAACCUAAAUCUAUGAAACCAAUGAGACAUAAUGAAAAUAUUAACGUAAUACUGUUGGUUAUAUUCCGUUCAUAUUCAAACUAUUAAAUUAUAUUUAGUGCACACGAUUUUCAUUUCUUUUUUUGACUAACGCAAGAUUGAGAUGUAAAUCUUCUCAUAUCUUACUAAAUAAAGAAAGUAUAAUGCCACUUUAAGUAUGAUUCAAUAGUUUGAUACAAGUGGAAUAUAAUUAUCGGUCUUAUGUUAAUAUUUAUAAUAUAUGUCACACACGUUGAUUUUGUAGAUAUAUGUUAAAAACUAGUGUAUCAUAAAAUAAUAAACGCAAAAAUAAUAUUCUUGUAUGUUUCCAUUCUUGAAUCAGUCAGAAAUGUCAGAAAACUAUGGAAAAAAGUGCAGUCUAAAUUGUAUUUUUUUAUUUGCAUAUAUAUGAUGUUAACAAUUAAAUAUAAAUGGAUAUAGUGUAGCGCACAAUGUCUGAAAUUAUACAAAUUGUUUUAUUAAUCAUCUUCAUAAAUUUUUUAUAAAAUAGAUUGAAUAUGUAUUAAAUGAAUAUGUAUUCCAAAGAAAUACAAUUGUAUGAAAUUGCUCAAUUUAAUCGGGCAAUAUAUGUAUAUCAAUCUAUUUUCCUUGAUAACCAAAUAUCGAUAGCAGGGGGACAAUUUGUAUUAUUUAAUAUUCAUCGAAAUUAAUCUACAUGCAAAUCAAAAUAAAUACAAUUCAGGCCACACUUUUUUUCCAUAGUCUUCUGACAUUUGUGAUUCAAAGAGAAUAGAAAUAGACAAGAAUACUAUUUUUACGUUCAUUAUUUUAUAAUACAAUAGCUUUUAACAUAAAGCUAUAAAACCAAUGUGACAUAUUGUAAAUAUUAGCAUAAGACCGAUAAUUAUAUUCUGUUUGUAUCAAACUAUUGAAUCACUUAUUAUAACAUUACGCUUUCUUUAUUUAGUAGGAUAUGAGGACAUUUAUAACUCAAUCUUGCGUUAGUCAAAAAAAGAAAAAAAAAUCGUAUACACAUAUAAUAGGUUUUAUAUUAUCUAUAACCGGAAAUCUUUUGUGUAUAGAAUAUUAAUAUUUUUCAGCUCGAAAAGUUUCGAUAGAUUUCAAAGAAACAAUUAUAGGAUUAAUUAAUCAUAUUUGCUCCAAUUAAUAAAGAACAACUGAUAAUUUCUGUAUAACUUUUGAAGUUUUAUAUUUAUAAAAAAACAAACAGUUAAAAGUCGGGCUCUUAUCGCAAUUAUAGUUUUUAUGAGAAUAAAAGAACAAUGUAUGUGUAUGUAAGUGUAUGUGUAUAUGUGCGCGCGCGCGUGUAUAACAUUGUAGAUUUUUCGUAAUUGAAAAUGUAUGUUAUCCUGUAUAAUUCAAGAUUAUCGAGAUUAUAUGCUGAAUACUGUGUCUAUUAGCAUAUAUAAAAUGAUUUAUUUUAUAGAUUAUUUUAUGCUCGUCAAACUGCAAUUUUCGUGUGCAUUUGUGUAAAUAAUGACAUGUAUUUAAUAAGCAAAAUAUAUUCGCGAUUAUACUGAUUCAUAUUAAAGAAGAACGCUAAUUCUCAUAUUUUAUGUCUUAAAUUAAAUAAUCACGUUCAGAGACAGGAUAAUGCUAUUAAUCGAAUGGUAAUGGAGAUUUGGUAUUCUAUAGAUUUUCAUUUGCGAAAUAAUGUUCCAAUAAAAUAAUGAGCUAUUCAUAAUUUAUUACAUUAGUGGCCGAUUAUAUGAGAAACAGUGGUGAUGAUGUCGAUUACAAAGCAAGGAGAAAGAUACAUUGUAAAUAUUCAAAGAUUAAAAUAAAUAUAAAUGAUAUAUAUAGUGAAAUAGUUUAAAGUCGUGCAUAUUAAGAUACAUGUAAAGCGAUUAUAACAACGUAUUUUAUCUAUUGUAGAUUAUUCAGCGUUUCUGAAAAUAUAUCUGCAGAAAAAUUUUUCAUG
Molecule: messenger RNA, 8957 nt
Organism: Formica exsecta
Lineage: Eukaryota; Metazoa; Arthropoda; Insecta; Hymenoptera; Formicidae
Gene: Chd1
Product: chromodomain-helicase-DNA-binding protein 1
Exons: 23
Coding region: 711-6131 (1806 amino acids)
Biological process (GO): regulation of transcription by RNA polymerase II; nucleosome organization
Cellular component (GO): nucleus; chromatin
Molecular function (GO): chromatin binding; ATP binding; DNA binding
Source: RefSeq, a predicted model, not a curated record